Messenger RNA from Athalia rosae (coleseed sawfly), 3304 nucleotides. RefSeq lists its product as uncharacterized. The record is from RefSeq and is a predicted model, not a curated record. The coding region runs from base 1005 to 1574 and encodes 189 amino acids. Gene Ontology annotation, molecular function: cAMP-dependent protein kinase inhibitor activity. Lineage: Eukaryota; Metazoa; Arthropoda; Insecta; Hymenoptera; Athaliidae. Gene Ontology annotation, biological process: negative regulation of cAMP-dependent protein kinase activity. Gene Ontology annotation, cellular component: cytoplasm; nucleus. The transcript has 6 exons.
CCGAGUACUAAAUGGACACCUCCAAAGCCGGCAGCCGGGUGAACGUCAACUCGGAGGAUUUCACGAUGCCUCUGCAAUCACCUGUCGUAGAGGGGUGGGAUCCCCCACCGCCGGAAAAAAUCUCACACUCCCAUAAUCGAAUUCAUCAGGGAUGAUCAUCGAUUGUUAAUUGCAACUGCGUAUUCAGUAUCCUCAUUUGGCAAUACUUUUGAAUUUGAUAUUCAUUACGUUGAAACGCGAUACCCGCAAGGUUCGACCUUUCAAAAAAAAUUAUCUGUGUCAGAGGCUGCAUUUGAUUAUGAUCGACGCUGAUAUAAACGAAAGAGGCAUCAUCACUUGAUUUUCUGAAUGCAGAACGGUGGUGUUAGCUGCGUUAACGUCUGUGAAUAAAUAAUGAAAUAAUAAGAAUGAUAAUGAUGAUUAUAAUGACUUAAUGAGCUCUCGUAUUCUCGUAUUUAUUUGAGAGGGAGUGAAUCCCUCAAGGUUUUUAUGAAUAAACGUACCGCGCACGUGGUCUCAAGCGCCUGGCGAGUAGCAACCAAACAUACGCGCAACCUAGUUGACUCGACUAGGUUCGUUCAAUUUCGGCAGAGAUCGAAAAUCGUAAUGGUGGUAAUGGUCAGUAAUUCGAAAGCCAGCAGCCGACACUAGUCAAAGAAUUAAAAUGUCGGCCGGUGAAAGUGGAGGCCGGUGGGCAAAAGAUUGAAGAAAAAGUACAUAUAUAGUAACCGUGUGCAAUUUUAAUUGUAGACGUUAAUUGUCGUCAAAUAAUUAUGCGUUCCUAUUACACCGCGUAUCAGUUGCUGGACCAUCGAUCCGUGGAAAAAAAUGACAACUCACUCGAGUGAAGUGCUACCAGAAAUCUACUUGAUAUUGUUACGAUUGACAAGGUUUUAUAACCCAGCGUAUUCACCUGAGAUCUUGAAUCAACUCAUUUUACGACAUUCCGGUCUUUCUGGGGGUUGUGGAACCGCUGAUUCAAAAGCUGAGAAGCUACGUUAUCAAUGGUGAAGCAGCAGCAGCGCCAUGAAGCCGGGUCCGCAAAGGUCCAAGCAACGUCCAUCAAGUCAAGGUCAAGGAAGUGUUGCCGGCCCCAAAGGCGACUAAGCCGUGCCCAAGUUCUGAAGAUGCAACCAAGAAAGCCAUCAAUGACCGACACUGGAGGGUCGAGUAGUGGUACAGGGGACAAUGACGCAGUAAGUCCUGGUGUACCCAAUGGUGAAACAUCAAAGAAAUUCCUCUCCACCGGAAGAACUGGUCGUAGGAAUGCACUACCGGAUAUUCUUGGACAUCACGCUGACACCGACACAGCUGACCUACCCUCCCGACUCGAAGGACUCACCACAGAAACGAAGCAAGGUCUUUUGUCUUUUUUAAUUAUUCUCGUCCCAUUUUGUGCCAUAAAACGUUGGGUUGCACUCAUAUUCGCACAUGGAUCAGAUACUCCGCGGUUGACUGUUUGCUUAACGCUACGACCUCAGAACGUUUUUAUUCUUGAUAAAAAAAAUAAAAUAGUAAAAAAAAAAAAACUUCAUUUUUGGAUUUAUUUUGAGUCACGUCGAUCCGUUCCGUGAGGUGAACCUAGCACAAGCAAGGAUGGACCAUCCACGUCAAAGCAGCACACCGGGUGACAACGUCGUUAUUUUUGGUACAUGAGAGGACGGAAAGCUCUUGUGCUCUGCCUUUGGAUAAAAGAAUUUUCGUCAUGGAGGCGUGAAUCCUGAAGAAAACCCCAAGGCUUGAACAGUCUAUUUCAAGGACAGCAAUCCAACUUCAGAAUAAUUACAUGAGAUUUAACGUGAAAAGAUGAGUGAGAUAAUCGUUUAUCCUUAAAAUGUUGAGAGCCCGAUGGCGUGAUAAUAUAAACCGAGUAUUAAAAUUGAUAUAUUUAGAAUAAGAAUAGACCGCGUGGAAGCUGUAGCUGGAGAACGAAUGUGCUUUACAGUCAACAACCUUCAGUCUAUUUUAUUGACCUGUAACCUUGCGUGGCAAGGGGUUGAAAUCUAGUUGAUUCAUCGCUGUUUUUUGUUUUUUGUUCGCCAAAUUCAGCCCAGUGGCUAAGGCUGUAUUUUAUAAACUAUCCCCCCUUGGAUACCGUCAAUGCUUAACAACCUUUUUUCAAAUAUUGUUACAGAUACAGAGUCCCAGUUUAGCUACACAUAGAGAAGCUUUAAGUCUGUAAUUUGAUAAUACUAUAUACACCCAGCUAUAUCAAUCCUAUUGUCCCGAUACGUAAGUACUCGUUACAGUUGUAAUCGUAACACUAUUUUUCAUAUACACUGUCAAUGAUCUCCCAAUACGCUGGUAUUUAUUGAUCCGUAAAUAUAAAUCUUACAUUUAGUACAGUACGCCGUAUGACAAACGUAUGAUAAUUGUUUAUUUAUUCUGAUCAUCGACACAAAUAAGGAUAGUUUAGUCGAUAGAUUAAUAUUUUACAUUUCUGUGUAAAGUGAUUGAUUCAUUCAACAAAAAGAUAGGUAUAUGUAUCAUAAUAAUUUCUGUGUAAAAGUAGAACGCUGUGCAGCAACGUUCAAUUUGUCAAUUUAUCAUAAUAUUAAGUCAGAGGAUAAAGAUAUCGAAUGGCUGUAAAUUACAAAAAAAAAUUCUGUUAUGCACAGGUCCUUGCACCGGUAGUAAUGCGAUGUCGGUUGCGAGUACUGCCUGUAAUGAGUGAUACACGAUAGAAAAAGAGAGAAAAUUUUGAGAAUAGCUGUGUGAAUGAUGUUCGAUACUCGGCCAAAAGAUUUUGGUAAUUAUUAUUACCGAUUGACAAGGUGAUCGCUGUAAUUAGGUAGUAAUACCACCAAACGUGUGGGUAUCACAAAUAUUUAUAUACCUAUAUACAUAUGUAAUUCUAAUAUGUAGAUAUGUACUUUUUAACGUUCAUUAAGGGAUCCUUUUACGAUCAAGUCAUUUUUAUUCAGUCAACGCAGGAGACUUGACAUCACCCGGUGGUAAAAUCUUUUGAUUUUGUGAUAAAUUCCUUUCCUGAACUAACAAAUUUUCAGCCUUCACGGGCUAACGUGUAAAAGUUUGAAAUUUAUUCACUCUAGGCCUCCGUCUACGUAACGUAAAUUUCUAGUAUUUCUCUUUCGUGAGAGGUCUCGUUUUCCAGUAUAAACAAAAAUCGUCGAUAAAUAUUCACGAACAUGAUCUCCCACGUUGCAUAAUAUAGUUAUAAAAUUAUUUGUUAUUGUGUACUUUGAAGCGAGGAUGAGGUGUGGUUUGAACAUCGGAUUUGUACAGUGGAAUUGAUGUGUGAUUUUAAUCAAUUAAACAAGAACUUGGUUUAUCUGAAAGCUCA